Molecule: messenger RNA, 2242 nt
Organism: Hevea brasiliensis (rubber tree)
Lineage: Eukaryota; Viridiplantae; Streptophyta; Magnoliopsida; Malpighiales; Euphorbiaceae
Product: probable protein phosphatase 2C 12
Exons: 10
Coding region: 403-1686 (427 amino acids)
Biological process (GO): protein dephosphorylation
Molecular function (GO): protein serine/threonine phosphatase activity
Source: RefSeq, a predicted model, not a curated record
CCAUUUGCGUUAUAUUUUUAAUGGAACCACUUUCUGUCUCUCUCUCAUUGUGUUAGUUUCAUCAAUGGAAUUUUUGCAGUACGCUGGGAUCCGCGUUUCUCGAUUGCAGGGACAACAGCCAGUUUCUCAUUCUCUUCUUAUCUGCCUGUAAUCUCCAUCGCUGCGGAUGAAUUCUCUGUUUUCUGUCAUUGUAAUCCUCUCUCUUAUCUUCUCUUUUUCUUUUGUCUUUGUUUGUUUAUCCCUUUUGUUGUUCGCAUUGUCUCGAUUUUGACAAUCUAUUCGUCGAGAUUUGUCUCCUUGCGAGUUAUAUGCAAUCUUAAUAUUUUGAAGAAUUAGAGGUGCUGGUAGGAACUAUUUUAGGAGGUACUUAAGCUGUCUGUGUUUGGGAUUUUUGAGUGGCGAAUGAUGAUGAAUGCGAGGGAGCAUCAAACGGUACCGCUUUCAGUUCUGCUAAAGCGUGAAUUGGCAAAUGAGAGGAUAGAGAAACCUGAGAUUUCGCAUGGGCAGGCUAGUCAGAGUAAGAAAGGGGAGGACUUCACGUUGCUCAAGACCGAAUGCCAAAGGGUUGGCGACGGAAGCACAUAUUCCGUUUUUGGGUUAUUUGAUGGACACAACGGGUCUGCAGCUGCAAUAUACACAAAAGAGAAUCUUCUAAAUAAUGUCAUAAAUGCCAUUCCACCUGAUCUUAACAGAGAUGAAUGGGUAGCAGCAUUGCCAAGGGCUUUGGUUGCUGGCUUUGUGAAAACAGAUAAAGAGUUUCAAUCAAAAGCACAAACAUCAGGGACAACCGUCACCUUUGUGAUAAUUGAAGGAUGGGUCAUCACUGUUGCAUCUGUUGGAGAUUCUCGCUGCAUUCUUGAAUCUGCUGAAGGAGAUAUCUAUUACUUGUCAGCAGAUCAUAGGCUUGAAUGCAACGUGGAAGAGAGGGAGCGUAUUACUGCUAGUGGAGGUGAGGUGGGACGACUUAAUACUGGUGGUGGUGCAGAGAUUGGCCCUUUGAGAUGUUGGCCUGGUGGCUUGUGCCUUUCACGAUCUAUUGGCGAUGUGGAUGUAGGUGAAUUCAUUGUCCCUGUUCCUUAUGUGAAGCAAGUUAAGUUAUCUUCAGGGGGCGGUAGGCUUAUUAUCUCAAGUGAUGGUGUUUGGGAUGCUUUUUCUGCCGAAGAGGCUCUUGAUUGUUGUCGUGGGAUGCCUGCAGAAGCCGCUGCUGCACAAAUUGUGAAAGAAGCCGUGCACGCGAAGGGACUUAGAGAUGAUACAACCUGCAUUGUGAUUGAUAUAUCACAACCAGAGAAGCUGGCUGCUCCUUUGCCAGCACCAAAGAAGCAGGUAAAGGGAGUGCUCAAGUCCAUGUUUCGCAGAAAAUCCUCUGAAUCAUCCUCUCAAGUUGAUAAAGAAUAUCUUGAGCCAGAUGUGGUAGAGGAAUUAUAUGAGGAAGGAUCAGCCAUGCUUUCUGACAGAUUAGAUACAAAGUAUCCACUUUGCAACUUGUUUAAGUUGUUCAUGUGCGCAGUCUGUCAAGUAGAGAUAAAACCUGAAGAGGGUAUUUCGAUACAUGCUGGCUCAAGUAAUUCAAGAAAGCAGCGUCCCUGGGAUGGUCCCUUCCUUUGCCUAAGUUGCCAAGAGAAGAAAGAAGCCAUGGAAGGGAAAAGACCAUCAGGAGAUAGACACAGUAGUGAAAGUGACUAGCUUGCCAUCCUCACUUUUGUGUUUCUCAAGCACUAACAAUUGUUUGAAAGUUUAACAUUAAUGGGAAGAUGGAACAUUUCCACACUGUUGCCCCAUUCAAUUCUCUUGGGGAGUUCAGAGCAAUUUGUGUUUAAGCUUGCAUUUGGAUCUCGCGCAAUUGCUUCCUUGCAACAAGUCAGAAGAUCAAAGUUAGAGCUAUAUGCAAUUUGAUAAAUCUGUUUCUGACUUAAGGAGUAAUAACAAGUUGUGGCUGGCCACUUGGAAGACUUUGAUGAAGCUUGCUAGUGCACAGUGACACGUCAGAGGUUAUUUGUUUUCCCAUCAGAAUCAAUUAUCAAUUCUUGUCCAAUUCGUAGAGCUAACAUCAAAUGAUAACGGCCUUCAAGUGUAAUAUUGUUAUAUAGGGAGUUUGACUCAAUAUAGCAUUUCAUUCAAAAUGAGGCAAAACUUGUGUUAUGAGCCUGCUGUAUGAAUUUGUUCAUGUAGUAUUAUAUUGAAUCUUUAUAUAGUGUAGCAGAAAUGUGAACUUGGGAAAUGGAAACGUUGGCUUUAUUCA